Molecule: messenger RNA, 4442 nt
Organism: Bombyx mori (domestic silkworm)
Lineage: Eukaryota; Metazoa; Arthropoda; Insecta; Lepidoptera; Bombycidae
Product: pickpocket protein 28
Exons: 15
Coding region: 804-2639 (611 amino acids)
Biological process (GO): sodium ion transmembrane transport
Cellular component (GO): plasma membrane
Molecular function (GO): ligand-gated sodium channel activity
Source: RefSeq, a predicted model, not a curated record
UCGGAUGAGGGCUCCAUAAUGAAUUUAAAUAUAUAUAGAUAAUAGUUUUGGGGCAUCGACCUUCUUGAGAUCCUAUAAAAUAUGUUUUAAUUAUUAUUUAUGUACGUUUUAAGCAUGAUAAAAUUAGAAAUUUUAUAUAAGCAAUCAUAUUAAAUCGACAUGAAAGUCAAUAAAUAAUGUACAACCCAAAACAGACGGCCGAACUGACGUGACAAUGACAUUUGGCGCGCAAAACAUGGCGGAUUUUCGGCCUCAUUAGACGGAGACGGAGACAUUUACGUAUAUUCAUGUUUCAUUUUAUGUACGCACUGAAAUACUGUUAUAUUGUUUUCUUGCGAGUUAAAGUGCUGAGUAAGAACGAGAUAGAUAUAUGUUUAUGUGUGUGCCUUCAAAAUGGGUGCUAUUUAUAUAAGCAAUUGUACGUAUAGAACAAUAUGUCGUGUCCCUACUAUAUAGGUCUAUGGUUAAGAAACACUAUUGUAAAGUUUUGUUAACAGAUGACAGUAUUUGGGGCAUAAACAGCGGUCAAAAAGUACUUUAAAAAUGGAUUUAAAUAAUAAAUUUAUAUUGUCAUAGUUCCAUUCACAAAACCCUAUACACCGCCAUCUACACAGGAUUGAUUUAAGCUUUAUGUCACUAACAACUUUAUGUAUCCAGCUGUAACACUAAACCCACCUUGGGUUUGGAAUUCGGAUUGUGAGACAGGUUAAUCGAACGAAGUUAUACAAUUUAAGUUCUCUCAUACGGACGAUGAAAAAAAAAGACCAUACGUUCUGCCUGGUGGUGAGUGGAUACUGCCAAUAAUGAAAGUCGGGAAUGCCCGAAACACAGCUAAGUCGCUUCUUGUCAACUCGAAUGGUACGCGGAUGAAUGCUUUGGUUCCAGAUAGUAGAGAGAACUUCUGUUCUUAUGACAGAUCCGGAAGCACCGGAAGGAUCCCUGACCAUGAUUUGGAGAAAAGCCGUGAGAUAAACGAAUACCUGAACUUCAAGGAUAAACCUAAGAAAUCAAAUUUUAUCAAAGACUACAUCAUAGAUUACACAGCGAAUUCAAAUCUGCACGGUCUUAAGUACAUCGGUGAAAAGGAACGGACUAUAGUUGAGAAAAUAUUUUGGUUGUUUGCAUUCAUCUGCUGUUUAGUGAUUUGCGCUGGACUAAUAGGAAAACUGUGGAAUAAAUGGAACGUGAAUCCCGUCAUCGUUAGCUUUGCGGAAAAUCCGACACCUGUGUACCAGAUACCUUAUCCGGCUGUAACACUGUGUUUUGAAACGAAAGCUAUGCAAAGGAAAUUUAAUUUCACAGAAUACUAUCAUCUUUAUAACAAUACUGAAACGUACUCAAAUCUUACGGAACAAGAACGACACCUUUUCGAAGAUGUGUCUAUGGUUUGCGACGAUCACUUAGCACCACGAAAGGGUCGGAAAACUUCGUCUGGAUAUGAAUUGGUCAAUCACAUAACGGAGAUUUCGCCAAAUCUCACGGAUGUAUUCUUAGGUUGCAAAUGGAAAGACAUAACGAAACCCAACUGCUCCGAUUUAUUCUCGCCGAUAAUUACCGAGGAAGGCCUAUGUUACACUUUCAAUACUCUAGGAAACGAUGAACUUUUCCGAACUGAGAAUUUGCACAGCGACUAUCGAUAUUUAGAGCACGAAAACCUCGUGGGGUCAUGGUCUUUAGAUGGCGGCUAUGAGCCAAACACCCCCAUAGAAACUUACCCGCACCGAGGAUCUGGGUACGGAGCAAAAUCUGGAUUGACGAUGUUAUUGAAAGCUGCAAAUCUUGAUCUUGACUACCUUUGUAAAGGUCCCGUCCAAGGAUUUAAAAUAUUGCUGCACAACCCAGCAGAACUGCCAAGAGUAUCGCAGCAGUAUUUCCGAUCUCCAUUAUCACAAGAAGUUGUGGUAGCUGUGAAACCUAAAAUGAUGACGACUUCGGAAGGAUUACGACCAUACGAAGCGAAAAGGCGUCUAUGUUAUUUCCCGAAUGAACGCUAUCUCCGCUACUUCAAAGUGUAUACACAAGCUAACUGUGAGAUGGAAUGUUUAUCCAACUUCACGUAUACGAGAUGCGGCUGUGUACAUUUCGGGAUGCCACAUGAUUCUAACAUGUCCGUGUGCAACGCGGGCAGCAUGCCGUGCAUAAAACAUGCUCAAAUGGAUCUUGUGACGAUAGCGAUAGAAACUGGUUUGGACGACUCAUUCGAUGCUGAUGCUCUAGACAACGCAAAGAAGGUGUCCGCAAAAUGCGACUGCCUUCCAUCCUGCACCUCCAUAGAAUAUGAAGCUGAAACAUCCCAGGCGGAUUUCGACUGCCUUGCGCUUUUCAGAGCCUUUAGAUAUAAUGUUUCUGAAUUUGUAAAAGAUGUCAGCUACGCUCGAAUUAUGAUAUUCUUUAAAGAAGCACAAUUCAUAACAUCGAGACGAUCGGAACUUUACGGUCAAACAGACUUCCUGGCCAACAGCGGAGGUCUGCUGGGUCUGUUCAUGGGUUUCUCGUUUUUGAGCCUCAUCGAAAUAGUAUACUUUUUAUCCUUAAGAAUCAUCUGUGUCCUCUUCAAGCGAAAAAACAAAAAACAGAUGAUGAAUUUCCCAAAAGAUAAUCUCACCAGUCCCGAGUUCUACAAAUCAUCAAAUGAAUAAAAAGAUCUUGCUUGCUUGUUAGGAUUAAAUCUAGUUUUUUAAAUGAUUAACUUUGUAUUUCUCUAGUCUACUAUUUUGCUCUAGAAUGCGUUAUAUUCUUAUCAUGUAACAAUUUUAUGCCUCUAUCUAUUUAAAUUGAAAUUUACUGCAUUUUUCAUGUUUUGCAUUUUUGAACGGUUGUAAUUACAAAAUUAAAAUGCAAAAAUGUAGGUAGUAUGUAAUUUUUAAGCAAAGUGCUUAUUAUUUGCACUACAUCACCACAAGAAUAUUAAGAUAUUUUCACAAAAAAAUGCAAUUUGUAAAAAAAAAUUAAACAGACACUAAUGGAAAUUACCGGAUAACGUACCGGUAUAGCAAAAAGGGCCCUGUUUCGAUCGCAUCUGGUCCGAUAGACACAUUUCCAUAAAAACCAAGCGUAAACUUGUGACAAGUUUGGUCUUUUCUAUGUUAUAAUAUGGGGCGGAGACAUGGACUCUAAAGAAGGCUGAUCGAAGUCGGGUCGACGCAUUUGAGACAUGGUGCUGCGGUCAUGCUGCGGAAAAAGCAAUUUCUUGGAAGUUACAUCGGACCAACGCAUCAAUCCUGGAAAAACUAGGCAUCUCAUUAAGACGACAUUGGACUCCAGCAUCAAUGUCGCUAUCCACUGUGCAGAGGACAGGAUAGAAUGGAGGAACAUAAUCCGAACAAAAAUGCUCCGUAAAAAUCAGGACCCUCAACACUAGGGAAUAGGAUGUAAGGAGGAAGCAUGUCAAUUAUUUCGUUCUAUUUUCGUGUCACUUUAUAUUAAAACUUUUGUGAAACUAGCUUUCUGUCCCGGGCUUAGCAACUAAUUUUUCCUUACCCAGGGUUCAAACUAUUUCCAUAGCAAAAUUUGUCAAUAUCGGUUCACUGAAACUCAGAUAGAUAACAAACAUAAGCUUGUUGUGCCGAUGAGUAGGUUACAUAAGAUACGAAAUUCAUUCGGGCGUUUGUCUGUGCGCCUGUACAACAAAAUCCCACAAGAUGUUCAGAACCUACAUAUACAUAGGUUUAAGAAAACUAUUAAAGAACAUCUGUGCAAUAAAGCUUACUAUAAAGUCAAUGAUUAUCUAGAAGAUUGCACAAAGUGGGAAUGAGUUGCUCGCUCCGGGCAUUUUAAUAUUAUAAUAAUUGUUACGUUAUAAUACUCAUUGUAAAAAUUAAUAUUUAAAAAAAAAAAAAUUAAAUAAAAAAUCUAAUAGUAAACAAAAUCUAAUAUUAAAAAAAAAGACAUGCCCGCUGAGUUUCUUGCCAAUUCUUCUCAGGACGGAGGCUAGUUCUUGUGAAUUGGCGGUAGUUCUUUUGACGUUCAACAAGUAUGUACUUUCAUUUAAGUUGAAUUUUUUUGAUUUGAUUUGAUUUGAGUGAGGGUUACUUUCAUAUUAAUAGUAUUAAAUUACUGAACAUCAUAAACAUUUUUUUAAAUAAAUUACAAAAACCGAUAAAUGGUGAUAGUUUCUUUGUGCCAUUUUUUUAAAAUCCUAAUUCUCAAGCCUUAAUUCUGCUCCAAAUUAAUUAUUUACCUGUGAAUAUUACAUGAAAAUCCGUUCUGUAGUUCCGGACAUGUGCGCGAACAAACAGACAGACAGAUAAAAACAAUUCUAAAAUCAGAUCUAAUCGCUGAUUUCUGUUCUAUUGCUCUUUUUAGGUACCUCCUUUCUAUUCUAAUUACUUUUCUUCAAUGAACAUACACGCCGGAUUCUGUUAAAACUAUAAAUAUUGAUUUAAUUAAUUACAUGUGACACUUGAAAAACUUAAUAAAUAAAUUAUGAAAUUGAAUUAAAA